This is a messenger RNA of Oppiella nova, 393 nucleotides long. Lineage: Eukaryota; Metazoa; Arthropoda; Arachnida; Sarcoptiformes; Oppiidae. The record is from the annotation of a GenBank genome assembly.
UUCACGACGACUGAGCGUUUGGGUGCAGACGACCCCUGGUAUUGUCCCAAAUGCAAGAAACAUCAAAUGGCGUCCAAGAAGUUCGACUUGUGGUCUCUCCCAAAGAUUCUGAUCAUACACUUGAAGAGGUUUUCCUACUCGAGGGUUUAUCGUGACAAACUGGAUAUCCUGGUCGACUUUCCCCUCCAGUCCUUAGAUAUGGGCGAAUACUUACUCAAUAACCCCAACAAUGAAUCAAAAACAUAUGAUUUAAUAGCGGUGGCCAACCAUUACGGUGGGCUGGGAGGCGGCCAUUACACGGCGUACGCCAAGAACUAUCACACGGGAAGCUGGCAUUACUUCGACGACUCGAACGUGAGUGUGGCCUCCGAGGAGAACGUGGUGUCCAAAGCG